This is a messenger RNA of Entamoeba invadens IP1, 414 nucleotides long. RefSeq lists its product as hypothetical. NCBI's taxonomy places the organism in Eukaryota, Evosea, Mastigamoebida, Endamoebidae. The coding region runs from base 1 to 414 and encodes 137 amino acids. The record is from RefSeq and is a predicted model, not a curated record. The transcript has 2 exons.
AUGGCAAUGGCAGAGGAACUUCUUGACUAUCAAUAUCUAAAGCGGCGACAACAACGCGUCGAGAAACUCUCGCGCAUGUCCGGUAGAAGAAGAAGUAUAUGUAAAAUUGAACCAUUUUUGGUAUCUAAGAGUCCCGAAGGCGCCUUGAAGAACGGAGAGUUGAUCCGAAAAAGUGACCAACUGAAAAAGAUGACUGGAGAUCGACCUUUCGCGUACGAAGUCGACGAUGAGACGAAAAAUGAGUGUUCUAUCAAGAUGAAUGUACUCAACAAGAAAUUCGGAGACUGCGAAAACCAAAUGAAUUCUAUCCUCCCUCUUAUCAUCGGGGUCUGUAACGAAGACGCAGCUAUAACUAGAGGAAAGCAACUCAGAACAUUGGACAAAGCAAGACAAAAGAUGGGUGAAAUGGACUGA